Messenger RNA from Gongylonema pulchrum, 552 nucleotides. Lineage: Eukaryota; Metazoa; Nematoda; Chromadorea; Rhabditida; Gongylonematidae. The record is from the annotation of a GenBank genome assembly.
AUGUGCUCUGUUGGUGGCGUUAAAUAUGGUUCACGGAAAUCGGAUACAUUCUGCGAUCGGAAACUUCUCGACGAUUUAAAUGCAAAAGCGCCAAAUGCAAAUGCGAUACGCGAGUUUUUAACGUUGCUAGCAAUCUGUCAUACGGUUGUUCCAGAGAAGAUAACUGAUGCGAAUGGGGGGCAUAUGAUUUACCAUUCGCCGUCACCAGAUGAGACAGCUCUGGUUAAAGGCGCACGCGACCUGAAAUUUGUUUUUCAUACACGAACUCCGCUCUGCGUUUACAUCGAAGCUGACAAUGUGAUAUUUCCGCGGCUAGUACCAAACGUUGAUCAAGAAAUAACUACCAGUACAACCAAUCAUCUUAUCGAUUUCGCUAAUCUUGGUUUUCGAACACUGUGCAUGGCGGUGCGUGUAAUCAGUGAAGAAGAAUACGAGACCUGGGAGCCAGGCUAUUACCAGGCCAGUGUAGCUAUUGAAGGACGUGAAAAACUCAUUGAGGCGGAAGCCGAAAAAAUGGAAAAGGUAAGCAGUCGAACAUCAAAUGACUUAUGA